UUUCCCACAAUCCUCCCUCCACUUCCGGCGUGGGCGAGGCGCCGCGCACAGCUUCCGGGUUCGGGCCUGGCGCUGCGGCUGAGGCGGCGGAGGCCGAGGUGGACGCGGGCGGCGGGAGCUGGGAACCGGGAUGGAUGUUUCGGGGCAGGAGACCGACUGGCGGAGCGCCGCCUUCCGGCAGAAGCUGGUCAGUCAAAUUGAGGAUGCCAUGAGGAAAGCUGGUGUGGCCCACAGUAAAUCUAGCAAGGAUAUGGAGAGCCAUGUGUUCCUGAAGGCCAAGACCCGGGACGAAUACCUUUCUCUCGUGGCCAGGCUCAUUAUUCAUUUUCGAGAUAUCCAUAACAAGAAAUCUCAAGCUUCCGUCAGUGAUCCAAUGAAUGCGCUCCAGAGCCUGACUGGUGGACCCGCCACAGGAGCCACAGGAAUCGGCAUGCCUCCCCGGGGCCCAGGACAGUCCCUGGGCGGGAUGGGUGGCCUUGGUGCCAUGGGACAGUUGCCCCUCUCGGGGCAGCCACCCCCUGGGACCUCGGGGAUGGCCCCGCAUGGCAUGGCUGUUGUGUCUUCAGCAACUCCACAGACCCAGCUGCAGCUCCAGCAGGUGGCGCUCCAGCAGCAGCAACAGCAGCAGCAGCAGCAGCAGCAGCAGUUCCAGCAGCAGCAGGUGGCGCUCCAGCAGCAGCAGCAGCAGCAGCAAUUCCAGGCCCAGCAGAGUGCCAUGCAGCAGCAGUUCCAGGCAGUCGUGCAGCAGCAGCAGCAACAGCAGCAGCUCCAGCAGCAGCAGCAACAACAGCAGCAGCAUCUGAUUAAAUUGCAUCAUCAAAACCAGCAGCAGAUACAGCAGCAGCAGCUGCAGCGGAUGGCACAGCUGCAGCUUCAGCAGCAACAGCAGCAGCAACAGCAGCAGCAGCAGGCUUUGCAGGCCCAGCCGCCAAUGCAGCAGCCACAGCCUCCCCCUUCCCAGGCGCUGCCCCAGCAGCUGCAGCAGAUGCAUCACCCGCAGCACCAUCAGCCACCACCACAGCCCCAGCAGCCUCCAGUUGCUCAGAACCAGCCAUCCCAACUCCCACCACAGUCACAGACCCAGCCACUGGUGUCGCAGGCUCAAGCCCUCCCUGGACAAAUGCUGUAUGCCCAGCAACAGCUAAAAUUUGUCCGGCCUCCCAUGGUAGUGCCACAGUCGCAGGCGCAGCCCCCAGUGCAGCAGGCGCAGCCCCCGGUGCAGCCGCAGACGGCGGUGCAGGCAGCUCAGGCUGCCCAGAUGGUGGCUCCUGGAGUCCAGAUGAUCACGGAAGCCUUGGCCCAAGGUGGGAUGCACAUAAGAGCCCGGUUCCCGCCCACCACCGCUGUGUCCACCGUCCCGUCGAGCUCCAUCCUUGUGGGCGGACAGCCCACGGCACAGGUGGGCCAGAGCAGCCUCCCUAUGUUGUCCUCGCCAUCGCCAGGCCAGCAGGUGCAGACCCCACAGUCGAUGCCCCCUCCUCCCCAGCCAUCCCCACAGCCUGGCCAGCCCGGCUCUCAGCCCAACUCCAAUGUCAGCUCCGGCCCCGCCCCGAGCCCCAGUAGCUUCCUACCCAGCCCCUCACCGCAGCCCUCCCAGAGUCCAGUGACAGCCCGCACCCCACAGAACUUCAGCGUCCCCUCACCUGGACCUUUAAACACCCCCGUGAACCCCAGCUCUGUCAUGAGCCCUGCUGGCUCCAGCCAGGCCGAGGAGCAGCAGUACCUGGACAAGCUGAAGCAGCUGUCCAAGUACAUUGAGCCCCUGCGUCGCAUGAUCAACAAGAUCGACAAGAAUGAAGACAGAAAAAAGGACCUGAGUAAGAUGAAGAGCCUUCUGGACAUUCUGACAGAUCCCUCCAAGCGGUGUCCCCUGAAGACCCUGCAGAAAUGUGAGAUCGCCUUGGAAAAACUCAAGAAUGACAUGGCAGUGCCCACACCCCCACCACCUCCAGUGCCACCUACCAAACAGCAAUACCUGUGCCAGCCACUCCUGGACGCCGUCUUAGCCAACAUCCGCUCACCUGUCUUCAACCACUCCCUGUACCGCACAUUUGUGCCAGCCAUGACUGCCAUCCAUGGCCCGCCCAUCACGGCCCCGGUGGUAUGCACGCGGAAGCGCAGGCUCGAGGAGGAGGAGCGGCAGAGCAUCCCCAACGUGCUCCAGGGGGAGGUGGCCAGGCUGGACCCCAAGUUUCUGGUGAACCUGGACCCUUCUCACUGCAGCAAUAAUGGCACCGUCCACCUGAUUUGUAAGCUUGAUGACAAGGACCUCCCGAGUGUGCCCCCGCUGGAGCUCAGUGUGCCUGCCGACUACCCCGCUCAGAGCCCGCUAUGGAUCGACCAACAGUGGCAGUACGGUGGACGCCAACCCCUUCCUGCAAUCCGUGCACCGGCGCAUGACAGCGAGGCUGCUGCAGCUCCCCGACAAACACUCCGUGACCGCCCUGCUCAACACCUGGGCCCAGAGCGUCCACCAGGCCUGCCUCUCGGCUGCCUAGCUGGGACUGCAGGACAGCCAGCAUCCUCUCUGGGCUAUGGACACACCCCUCCCAAUGGACGUUUCUAGGUGUUGGCUUCCUUAGGGAGUCUAGGGUUAGAUUAGCUUUCCUGCUUUUAUCUUCUGCCUUGGGGACCUGCCAAAUGAAAUUCCCACACUGCUCAGAACUGGGACAGAUGGCUGUGGAGCUGGCUGGUGGGGGCCUGAGCUGUCUUCUUAGGUUCUCCAUGUCUCCAGGGAGUCAGACACUGCCCCUGGCCACGAUCCUCAGGCUGCUCUUGUGGACUUUCCAUGGUCUGGGCCCAGGUUUGUGUCCACUCUCAGCAGCGGGAGGGGAGAACUCAGGGUCUUGUCAGAGCAUCUGUGUGUGCUAGAACACACUUCUACACGUCUCCACAGGAGAACGUGGAGGUCAUAGGAAACUCCUAAAACACACGGUUCUCUGACCACAGUUUUGAGUUCAGGCUGUGCCGCUCUUAGCAGUGGGCUCCUAGGUCCUGGGCACAGACUGCGUCUUGGCUGCCUGUCCCUGGCACCCCUUUGCCAUUCUCGGGUCCAGGUGCCAUGUCCCGCUGUGAAGGAGAAAGAGUGAUGUCCUCAGGCCCAGCAUCCUCAGAGCUUCCUGCACUCUGCGCCACUCCAGAGGGUGGGCUCCCAGCUGGGACGGGGCCAUGGGGCAGCAUGGCCCCUCCCUGAGUUGCCUGCCACUCUGGGUGCCAGUCAGCAGCCCUCUGGUCAUGAGGCGUUCCCCUUUUUAUGUGCACUACCCCAUCAGUGGUUCUUACAAUAAAUUUAUUAUUCCUGUGUUUG
Messenger RNA from Nycticebus coucang (slow loris), 3307 nucleotides. RefSeq names its product mediator complex subunit 15 (gene MED15). The transcript has 18 exons. Gene Ontology annotation, biological process: regulation of DNA-templated transcription. Lineage: Eukaryota; Metazoa; Chordata; Mammalia; Primates; Lorisidae. Gene Ontology annotation, molecular function: transcription coregulator activity. Bases 131 to 2566 code for a protein of 811 amino acids. The record is from RefSeq and is a predicted model, not a curated record.